Messenger RNA from Phycodurus eques (leafy seadragon), 917 nucleotides. It is a transcript of the gene dcxr, whose product is annotated as dicarbonyl/L-xylulose reductase. NCBI's taxonomy places the organism in Eukaryota, Metazoa, Chordata, Actinopteri, Syngnathiformes, Syngnathidae. Gene Ontology annotation, molecular function: carbonyl reductase (NADPH) activity; L-xylulose reductase (NADPH) activity. The record is from RefSeq and is a predicted model, not a curated record. Gene Ontology annotation, biological process: glucose metabolic process; xylulose metabolic process.
UUCGAAUGACGUGUGCGCUUGCUUCCGGCCUGAACCAGUCGUGCAAAUGUCCUGCGUUCAUUUGGAGCGGAUUUCUUUUGGACCUCGUUCGGCAUGGAGAUUUCAUUCAAAGGCAAACACGCUCUGGUCACCGGAGCAGGAAAAGGGAUCGGCAGGGCCACGGCCCGAGCGCUGGCGCGUUAUGGUGCAAAGGUCACAGCGGUCACGCGCACGCAGUCUGACCUGGACAGCCUGGUGCAGGAGUGUCCGUCCGUCGUCCCGGUGUGUGUCGACCUGGCAGACUGGCAGGCCACGGAGGCGGCCAUCAGAGACGUCGGCCCCGUUGAUCUGCUCAUCAAUAAUGCCGCAUGUGCCGUGCUCCAGCCAUUUCUGGAGGUCACGCCUGACCAAUUCGACCAAUCUUUCGCUGUGAAUGUGAAAGCAGUGCUGCACGUGUCCCAGGUCGUAGCCCGCGGGAUGGUCGCCAGACGAUCGGGAGGCUCCGUCGUCAAUGUGUCCAGCCAGGCGUCGCGGUGCGCCCUGAAAAAUCAUACUGUCUACUGUGCCACCAAAGCAGCGCUGGACAUGUUGACGAAAGUAAUGGCUCUGGAGCUCGGACCCCAUCAGAUUCGUGUGAACAGCGUGAACCCCACCGUCGUGAUGACAGAAAUGGGCCGCCGCGGCUGGAGCGACCCCGAGAAGGCCGAGGCCAUGACAUCCCGCAUCCCGCUGGGCCGCUUCGCAGAGGUGGAUGAAGUGGUGAACAGCAUUUUGUUCCUGCUGAGCGACAAGAGCACAAUGACGACUGGAGCGUCUCUGCCCGUGGAUGGCGGCUUCCUGGCCUGUUAACCCCGCACCGCGUCAGCAGCAACUCUUUACCGCUCCCGCUUCAUCUCUUUUUUCAGUGGGAACCUUUCAUUUAGUUUGCCACGUCUGCG